CUGAGCGCCCCCGCCCCCGCCCGCCUUCUUGCCCCGAAUGAAAACCAGGGGAUUCGGGGAAAAGCGACGGGAAGACGGACCGUGGAGGGAGAAAUCCCGAUGGAUUAGCCUGCCUUCCGCCUCGGGCUGUUCUCCGCCGCUUGGUUUCGUUUCUGUGCGCACAAAUCAGUGCGUUUCAAUGCGUCGGUGUCCGGGUUUGACUGGGGGAUCAAACUCCGCGGCAGCCUGAGUCUGACCGCGGUCGGUUAGCACAACUCAGCCAAAGUUAGCCCACUCCGGCUAACUUUGGCCGCUGCGGCUACUUACCGCAGUGGUGUUAACUUAACGGGAGUUACGACGUGAAGUUACGAGUUAUGUCUCAUCACGAGAUUAACUUCACCGACGGAUGAGACUGAAGUGGGCUACGGGAGCUACAAGAGCGAGCCACACCACCGCCGCGAUGCGCGGCUCGACUCUCGGCUCCGGCAGCCCGUCCGAGUGGCGAGGCUGGCGGCGCUCGGUGCCGCGGAGGCUGGGGGGCUUCUUCUUCCUGCUGCUGCUGCUGCUGCUGGAGGGCGCGGGCUGCCUGGCCAACCCGGGCGUCUACCCCCACAACAAGCCGGCGGUCAACAUUUAUAUGAGCGUGGAGGAGGUGAAGAAGCUGCUGGGUCUAGAUGCAGAGCUCUACUAUGUACGGGACGACACCGUGAACCAUUGUGCGCUGUCUUUCAACAUGCCAGUUCCCACUGAGACCAACAGCCUUUUCUUCACGUGGUACUCCAGGACCAAGGUUGACUAUCAUCUGGCAUUCCAUGUUGAGAACCCUGUUGCCCUCAUCCAGCCAACAUGCAACACCAGCAUUCAGGGGGAGCUGCCCCGUCUUCCUUCUGUUUUCAAAGUGGACAUCAUCUGUUCGGGGAGAGUGGAUGAAGAGGCCUUCCUAACAAUGCAGCUCAAUCUCACCAACCAGGCCAACAAUUAUACAGUGCUCAACUUCAAGAGGAGGAAAAUGUGCUACAAAAACCUAGGGGUUCCCAUUCCCCUCAACAACAACACCGCUCCUCCAUUUGACAGUACCGUAAAGAAUUUUGCCCCGCCCACCACCUCCACGCAGGUGUUUUAUAUAAGCGUCAGCGUCUGCUGCAUCGUCAUCUUCCUGGUAGCCAUCAUCCUGGCCAUCCUUCACCUGCACAGCAUGAAGCGAGUGGAGAUGGAGGACAGUGUGAGUGACAGCGGAAGCUCGCAGGGCCUGUCGCAGCCGUCCACCCAGACCACCCAGUACCUGAGGGCCGACACUCCCAACAACGCCGCUCCGCUCUCCAACCCUGGUUCUGCACCCAUCCUCCAGCUUGCCUCCUCCUCCUUCCAAAGCCCCGGUGCUGCUCCUCAUGAGAACAGAAGCUAUCCGUCUCUGCGCAUCGAGAAGAACGACCUGAGGAGUGUGACUCUAAUGGAGGCCAAGGCUAAAGUCAAGGACAUUGCGCUCUCCAGAGAGAGAGUGACGCUGAAAGAUGUCUUACAUGAAGGCACAUUUGGACGCAUCUUCCACGGCGUGCUGCUGGAUGAGAAGGACCCCACCAAGGAAAAGGAAGUCUUUGUGAAAACAGUCAAAGAUCAUGCCUCUGAGGUGCAGGUGACCAUGAUGCUGACUGAAAGCUGCAAACUUAGGGGACUCCAUCACAGAAAUCUGCUGCCCAUCAGUCACGUGUGCAUCGAGGACGGGGAGAAGCCCAUGGUGCUGCUGCCUUUCAUGGCGUGGGGAAAUCUCAAACUCUUCCUGCGGCAGUGCAAGCUGGCAGAGGCGAACAACCCUCAGGCCAUCUCUCAACAGGACUUGGUUUACAUGGCCAUCCAGAUCGCCUGUGGAAUGAGCUACCUUGCACGCAGGGAGGUCAUACACAAAGACCUGGCUGCGAGGAACUGCGUCAUUGACGACAGCAUGCAGGUGAAGAUUACAGAUAACGCCCUGGCUCGAGAUCUAUUUCCCAUGGAUUACCACUGUUUGGGGGACAAUGAGAACCGACCCGUUCGUUGGAUGGCCCUGGAAAGCUUGCUCAACAACGAUUUCUCCAGUGCCAGUGAUGUGUGGGCUUUCGGAGUGACGCUGUGGGAACUCAUGACUCUGGGCCAGACCCCCUACAUGGACAUCGACCCUUUUGAGAUGUCUGCCUACCUGAAAGACGGCUACAGGAUAGCCCAACCCAUCAACUGUCCUGAUGAGCUGUUUGCGGUGAUGGCUUGUUGCUGGGCUCUGGACCCCGAGGAGAGGCCCAAGUUUCAGCAGCUCGUUCAGUGUCUGACGGAGUUUCAUGCGGCGCUGGGGGCCUAUGUGUGACAACGGCCGGAGAACAUAUAGAACUGUGCCUUAUCAGUGGCAGGAGCACACUUAAGCCUGAUGAUUUUACCUUGUACAGGUCUCACUGACUUCUUUUAGUGAAAUGGACUUUUGUUUUAGAGAAUGAAACAUAUUCUUGUUUGUUGAAGCCAAAGCAUCUUCUGUCCCUCAGAGGACAGGGAGCACAGACGGAUGCCUCCUGACUGUUUUUGUGCCACACAGUUGUUUUUGUAAGAAAUCCCAACGCCGUCUCCUGUUCCAGAACAUCCUCACACUGUCCGGUGUGGACUCGCUUUCCAGCAGAACAAUCCGGGUUUCAAAGUGGACUGGAAGCACGAGAGGCAGCUCCGCACGGACCGUGCACUAGGGUCAAACGGUACAGCGGUUUCCUCCACCACAGACGGCCUGGCUCCAGUUUUUAUCUGCUGUGUCAGCACACAUCUUUGUCCUUUAUUGCAGAGUCUUUGUCCUGAACCUCCUCAGUUUUUGUGCGGGUUCAGUUCGAAGACGGCUGGUUUACUGAUCCCUGUGAAAACACUGCCUUCCAGCUGGCUCCAGUGGUUUUCUUUCACCUGUAGCAUCUUUGUGAUGUGUUUUAUGAUCACUGCAUGUUGAAAAACGGCUGUAAACUGUUUCCUGUUGUCAUAUCCACAAAAUAAAGGCGGUAUUUUAAAUGCA
Messenger RNA from Oryzias latipes (Japanese medaka), 2992 nucleotides. It is a transcript of the gene ryk, whose product is annotated as receptor like tyrosine kinase. Lineage: Eukaryota; Metazoa; Chordata; Actinopteri; Beloniformes; Adrianichthyidae. Gene Ontology annotation, cellular component: plasma membrane; signaling receptor complex. Gene Ontology annotation, biological process: multicellular organism development; positive regulation of neuron projection development; positive regulation of phosphatidylinositol 3-kinase/protein kinase B signal transduction. The record is from RefSeq and is a predicted model, not a curated record. Gene Ontology annotation, molecular function: ATP binding; protein kinase activity.